AUGCUCCGCUUGCUGAGUUCCCUUCUGCUUGUGGCCCUUGCCUCAGGCUGUGGCCGGCCCUCCUUCAACCCUUCCAGCCGUGUGGUCAACGGUGAAGAUGCUGUCCCUUACAGCUGGCCCUGGCAGAUCUCCCUUCAGUAUGAGAAGGAUGGGAGUUUCCACCACACCUGUGGCGGCACCCUUAUUGCCCCUGACUGGGUUAUGACUGCAGGCCACUGCAUCUCGAGUUCCUUAACCUACCAGGUGGUACUGGGCGAGUACAAUCGAGCCGUGGAAGAGGGCCCAGAGCAGGUGAUCCCCAUCAACCCUGACGGCCUCUUUGUGCACCCCAAAUGGAACCCCAAAUGUGUGAGCUGUGGCAAUGACAUCGCCCUGGUCAAGCUCUCAAGAAGCGCCCAGCUGGGAGACACAGUCCAGCUUGCCUGCCUCCCUCCUGCUGGUGACAUCCUCCCCAACGGAGAACCCUGCUACAUCAGUGGCUGGGGUCGUCUUUAUACCAAAGGACCUCUCCCUGACAAGCUGCAGCAGGCCCUGCUGCCCGUGGUGGACUAUGCACACUGCUCCAGGUGGGACUGGUGGGGCUUCUCCGUGUCAAGGUCUAUGGUGUGUGCUGGCGGGGAUAUCCAGUCUGGCUGCAACGGUGACUCUGGAGGACCCCUCAACUGUCCCACUGAGAAUGGCACCUGGCAGGUCCAUGGUGUGACCAGCUUCGUUUCUUCCUUGGGCUGCAACACCAAGAAGAAGCCCACAGUGUUCACCCGUGUCUCAGCCUUCAAUGACUGGAUCCAAGAGGUGAGGCUUGGUUUACUUGGACUGCGAUAUGGCCAAUGCGGAGGUCGAUGCUCCGCUCCCUUCUUCCGUCUCCGUCCUCCGCGGUCCUGGCCCGGACGGCUCCGCGGCUGGAGCCGCCUUGACCUCCCCGGGGCCGGAAGUCCACUUCCGCUCCGCCUGGGCGGCUCCCGGCUUCAGGCCGAGAGUCUUUGCCGAAUUGAACGCUCGCACCACCUCCUAUCUUUGAACCCUUGA
Phodopus roborovskii (desert hamster) is the source of this 1026-nucleotide messenger RNA. RefSeq names its product chymotrypsin like elastase 3B (gene Cela3b). Gene Ontology annotation, biological process: proteolysis. Gene Ontology annotation, molecular function: serine-type endopeptidase activity. The coding region runs from base 1 to 1026 and encodes 341 amino acids. The transcript has 8 exons. The record is from RefSeq and is a predicted model, not a curated record. NCBI's taxonomy places the organism in Eukaryota, Metazoa, Chordata, Mammalia, Rodentia, Cricetidae.